AUGUCGUCUAUUACUGUGGUGCCAGUGGCUUGUAAAUUACGAGCUGAAUCAUGCACUUUUGCAAUUGCUGAUUCAUAUCAUGCUGGUAUGAGUGAUUUAGCAAGAACACAAGUACAAACAAGAUGGAAAUUUGAUGAUGUUAGAAUUGUAUGUGCAACAAUUGUAUUUGAUUGUCGUAGAACACAACAGCUUAAGUAUUUUGGUGAGCAGUUUGAUAAUAGUAAAUGCAUCAAAAAUAAAGAUACGUUAUUCACUAUAUGCUGGUAUAUGUGGUGGUUAUAUGUUAAUUUAUAUUUUACAUAUUUGGAAAUAAAUCCACUUGUUGUUACUGAUGAAUCAAUAUAUAUACUUGACUUGGCAGCAAAAUUAGAUACAACUGCUGAUUUUAUAUGUCGUUCAGAAUUUGGUGAAAUUGAUUAUCCACCACCAUUUGGACGUGAUGCAUAUCGAGAUGAGGCAUAUAUUGCUGAUCUUGAUGCAAAAUCUGGUGCAAGUUUAAAGCUAACAAUAUUAAAUCCAAAAGGUACAAUAUGGACAAUGGUUGCUGGUGGUGGUGCAUCCGUUAUUUAUUCUGAUACAAUUUGUGAUUUGGGUGGUGCAAGUGAACUUGCAAAUUAUGGUGAAUAUUCUGGUGCACCAAGUGAACAACAAACAUAUGAAUAUGCUAAAACAUUAUUAAUUUUAAUGACUAAAGAAAAACAUGAUAAUGGUAAAGUACUUAUUAUUGGUGGUGGUAUUGCUAAUUUUACAAAUGUUGCUGCAACAUUUAAAGGUAUUGUUAAAGCAUUACAAGAAUUUCAACCAAAACUUGUUGAGCAUAAUAUUAAAAUAUUUGUAAGACGUGCUGGUCUAAAUUAUCAAGAAGGUUUACGUAUUAUUCGCGAAGUUGGUCGUCGUUUGUGUAUACCAGUACAUGUAUUUGGUCCAGAAACACAUAUGACUGCAAUUUGUGCAAUGGCAAUGGGUAAAAAACCAAUACCAGAUCCAGAAGCACAAGAAUUUUCAACAGCAAACUUUUUAUUACCAUCAGGACAAGAUGUUGGUCCAAAAUCACCAACUGUUGAUGAACAAUCAUCAUCAACAACAGCAACAGCAACACCACCACCAUCAUCAUCAUCUAAAGUACCUAAAAUUAAAUCACAAUGUACAACUGAUUCUUCAACAGCAACAACAACAACACAACAAUUAUUUAGUAAUAAUACACGUGCAAUAAUUUGGGGUAUGCAAACAAGAGCUGUACAAAGUAUGCUUGAUUUUGAUUUUGUUUGUAGAAGAUCAAUGCCAUCAGUUGCUGCUGUUGUAUAUCCAUUUGUUGGUGAUCAUAAACAAAAAUUUUAUUGGGGACAUAAAGAAAUAUUAAUACCAGUUUAUAAACAAAUGAAAGAUGCUAUGACAAAACAUAGUGAUGCUGAUGUUAUGGUUACAUUUGCAUCAUUAAGAUCAGCAUAUGAAAGUACUGUUGAAACAUUACAAUUUCCUCAAAUUCGUACAAUUGCAAUAAUUGCUGAGGGUAUACCAGAAAAUAUGACACGUAAAUUAAUAUUAAUGGCAAAUGAAAAAAAUGUAACAAUAAUUGGCCCAGCAACAGUUGGUGGUGUUAAACCAGGUUGUUUUAAAAUUGGUAAUACUUGUGGUAUGAUGGAUAAUAUAUUACACAGUAAAUUAUAUCGUUCUGGUAGUGUUGCAUAUGUAUCAAGAUCUGGUGGUAUGUCAAAUGAAUUAAAUAAUAUUAUAUCAAAAGCAUCAAAUGGUGUUAUUGAAGGUGUGGGUGGUGAUAGAUAUCCAGGUACAACUUUCAUGGAUCAUAUAAUGCGUUAUCAAAAUAAUAAUAAUGCAAAAUUAAUUGUUUUACUUGGUGAAGUUGGUGGUGUUGAAGAGUAUGAAGUAUGUGAAGCAUUAAAAAAUGGUAAAAUAACAAAACUACUUGUUGCAUGGUGUAUUGGUACAUGUGCAAGUAUGUUUAAAUCAGAAGUACAAUUUGGUCAUGCUGGUUCAAUAGCACAUAGUAAUUUAGAAACAGCAUCAGCUAAAAAUUUAGCAUUAAAAAAUAGUGGUGCAUAUGUGCCAGAUAGUUUUGAUACAUUGGGUGAUUUAAUUGGUAAUGUUUAUCAGGGUCUUGUUAAUAAUGGUACAAUAAUACCAGAACCAGAAUUACCACCACCAACAGUACCAAUAGAUUAUUCAUGGGCACGUGAACUUGGUUUAAUACGUAAACCAGCAUCAUUUAUGACAUCAAUAUGUGAUGAACGUGGACAAGAAUUAUUAUAUGCUGGUAUGCCUGUUACUGAAGUUUUAAAACAAAAUGUUGGUAUUGGUGGUGUUGUAUCAUUGUUGUGGUUCCAAAGAUGUUUACCACCAACAUAUUGUAAAUUUUUAGAAAUGUCAUUAAUGCUUACUGCUGAUCAUGGUCCAGCAGUAUCUGGUGCACAUAAUACAAUUGUAUGUGCACGUGCUGGUAAAGAUUUAGUUAGUUCACUUGUAUCUGGUUUAUUGACAAUUGGUGAUAGAUUUGGUGGUGCACUUGAUGGUGCUGCUAAAAUGUUUUCAGAAGCAUAUGAUGCUGGUUUACAUCCACAAGAAUUUGUUAAUAAUACUAGAAAAAAGGGUGAUCUAAUUGAUAUUGAAAAUGAAGUUGCAAUGGAUAUUGUAAAUGAACUUUUAAUGGAUGCUGAAAAUGAAGUUAUUGAAUAUUCAAGAACUUGUAUGGUGCAUUACAAACCACAUGAAAAGUUGAUACUUCAUAGAGGAUUAUCAAGUCACGUUUUUCGACAUGGAUUCAUUUUAAAACAUUUUGAAAGCACAAGAAAUAUAUUCGGGUUCUAUUGGAGAGUCCUUUUACAAAUAACUGAUAGAAUUACUACUCGAAAUUUACAUGAAAUUGAAAAAAUAUGUCAUAAUAUGUGUACACCAGGCAGACCAGGCAGUGUCAGCCAUUAUUGCAAUAAUUCUCGUGGAUUUAUAACUCUCGAAUUACCAAUGCGUUGUAUAACAAAUUGUUUAAUUGCAACUGAUGUUACUGAUGAAGAUAUUGAUAUAUCAUCAUGUUCAUUAAUAAUACGUUCUUAA
Messenger RNA from Aphidius gifuensis, 3066 nucleotides. Its product is annotated as ATP-citrate synthase-like. Gene Ontology annotation, molecular function: ATP citrate synthase activity. Gene Ontology annotation, biological process: fatty acid biosynthetic process; tricarboxylic acid cycle; acetyl-CoA biosynthetic process. The record is from RefSeq and is a predicted model, not a curated record. Lineage: Eukaryota; Metazoa; Arthropoda; Insecta; Hymenoptera; Braconidae. Gene Ontology annotation, cellular component: cytosol.